ACUCUUUCUAAAACCUAAAUCAUAGAUAUGGUCAUAAAAUGUUGGCUAAUUCCUGCCGCAUUUCUUUGACGCCGCAGUGCCAGUGGUAAGAGAGUAACUACGACAACGGCUGCGGGUAAUAACCGACUGCAUCAAGCAAGCGAGGAUCCCGACAGAGGUGUCUAUGAUCCGAAUAUUAUAACGAUAUUAUCGACAAUAAGUAACUUUGCACCGAUCGAGGGAAAGCAAUAUAUUCAUGUUGUUGUUGUCGUCGGUUGAUCGUAGGUACAUCACACAUCUAGUACCUAAACACAGUUGAAGUUCAUUCGUUUUAUUGUUUGUUUAUUGUUGUUGUUGCUGUAUUGUUUCGGUGGUGCGAGUGCGGCAGCGGCGGCAACGGCGUCGUUAAGGUUCGAGACUGUGGAAAAUGUGCGCGAAAACCAUCAAACAUGCCGACGCCGACGACGCAGUGCCGAUGUUGUGACGAACAGGACGAAAUUAUGACGGACUGCUGCUAUGAUCUGUCAAGACGCUGGCUGUUCGAAGGCUUGUAUUAGUACAGAGGGUUACCGAAUAUAAGGAACCAGCUGUCGCAGAAAAAAAAGCCGUGAACGAGAGAUAGAAAGAGAAAGAUAAUCACCCCUUUUUUACACGGACAUUCACGUGGGUAGUUCUUCCUUAGUACUCAUCUAGUCGCCUGGUGAACGAAACAAUACGUAGUGACUUGCCAAGCAUACCUGAUCCCGAAGUGCAAUAACAAUCACGAUCACGAAACAAAUUCACGGUGCUGUCUGGAAGAGGCAGAAACAAAAAUAGAAAGCGCAAGCUACGUGAUUUUUUCGCAAAAGUUCCAGAAUACCCGUAAAAAUUUUCACCACGGAGGACCAAACACUGCUGAGCAACAUAAAAGUCGAACAUGAAAAUCUCGUAGCCAAGUGGUUGCAGAAUUCGAUAAAGAUCCAAGAAAACGCAGCCCUGGAUCUCCGAGCUACCCCCCUCAGCUUGCAAAUACCCUCCAUGGCCGACGUGAAGAAUCGGCCGGUCUUCAACAUGACCAACGACUUCUGGAAUCAGGCUCGGGGACCGCCCCAGAACAUCGCUCAGAACCUUUCGAACCAAAAUUCCCCGGUCCCUGGCUCGACCAACUCCAUACCAGCUCAUUCGCCGUCGCCUAGCCAGAACCACGUCAUUACCCAGGGGGCCUUAGCGCUUCAACAGGCGCAACAGCAAAAUCAACAGCAACAUACUGCGCAGAUGCAACAACAACAACAACAGCAGCAGCAACAGCAACAAGCUGCUCAGCAACACAAUCAAAUGGGCCAAUCGCAGAACGCCGUACCUCAACAGCAACAAAACGGCACUCAACAAUCAAACAAUGCCCAACAGCAACAACAACAACAACAGGGCAAUGCUCAGCAACCACAAAUGGGCAGCCCUACUGCUCAUCAACACGCUCAGGCACAAGCCCAGGCUCAGGCCCAGGCACAUGCCCAUGCUCAGGCUCUCGCUCAAGCCCAGGCGCAGCAGCAACUUGCGCACAUGCAACAUCCCCUAGCACCAACCACCCCCGAUAAGAUGACCGAAAAGUUUGUUUCCGAUUUGCAGCUGCCGGAUUUCAAUCAACUGCAAAGGAGUUCUUCUUCGGCCAUAUCGGAGAGGACUCUCGAAGAAUGCUGGACCACGCUGCAGCGAGUGAGUUGGCUUCUAUUCGAUCGUAUCUUCAUGAGGAACUCGGCGAUGCAGAUGCAUCGAGACUUGACAGGGAGGUCGGACGUCAAGCCGCAUCAGUGUCAGCAGUGUCUAAAGUCCUUUAGCAGCAACCAUCAGCUUGUUCAGCACAUACGUGUUCACACGGGCGAAAAACCGUACAAAUGCUCCUACUGCGAUCGACGAUUCAAACAACUGAGCCACGUACAACAACAUACAAGGCUCCAUACAGGUGAACGACCGUAUAAGUGCCAUCUACCAGACUGCGGCCGGGCCUUUAUUCAACUAUCGAAUCUUCAGCAGCACCUUCGCAACCACGACGCGCAGGUGGAAAGGGCGAAAAACAGGCCCUUCCAUUGCAACAUAUGCGGAAAGGGUUUCGCCACCGAGUCCAGUUUGCGAACGCAUACUUCAAAAGUAAGCCAUAAGGGGUCGCUGUGUGCCGCUGCAUCUUUGCAGCAUGCUGCUCUCAUUGGAGGUCCGAAUGCGACGACGUGUCCUUUGUGCCAUAAGAUGUUCCUCGGUGGCGAAGCCCUCAUGGAGCAUAUGAAGCAUACGCACAAGGAUCCGAACGCGUCGGGUGUUGCCAGCCUAUUGACUCACAUGGAACAUAUGAGAAUGGAUCCUAAACAUCAAUUUGCUGCACAGUAUGUACUUUCAAGGGCCGCAGCAGAAAGGAGAGAACGAGAAACGUUACUUGCCGCAGUUUCUGCGGCGUCGGCAGCUUCAGGAAGCGGACUAUUGGGGCUUACCGGAAUGGGACAAACUUCUAGUGGAAGUCCAAUGUGUGCUUCCCCGAGUGCCCAUAGCGACAGUUCGUCAGGAAAUGGUCGGUUAUCAUCUGCUGGGUCGGAUACCGGUGGAAUGAAUAACAAUAACAACAAUUGUAACACAAAAAUCGGAGAUAUUUUACGAAGUAACAAUGGUUUACAUCAACAGUAUAACGCGGAAGAAUUGCACAAUGCCAACAGGAUGGCUGUCAUAGCCAACAUGGUUGGACAAGGUGGUGUUCCUCCUGGACUCGCAUCGGAUCCUUCUUCGGCAGCUAAUAUCGCUGCAGCCAAUAUUGCCAAUCUUGCCAUGAGGCUAGGAGUCACUCAGGCAAACCAAGUGAACAAUUCUUCAAAUCCAUCCACUCCACCCAUGUCCAACGACACCCUGACAACCUCGGUGAACGCCAUGACUGCCAUGCGUGCCAUGGAUAGUAUACGCAAUAUGGAUGCCAUGAGAUCAUCCGUUAUGGACAUGUCUUCUCCACAGCAAACGCAACAAAACGAUGUGCUCAGGAUGCAGCAGCAUGCGGCUGAAGCCCUCUUACGAUCUCAGGCAGAAGCUGCCAUCAGACUGGCCAUGAGUCAGGCUCUUCCCCAGCUAAACCAACAGGAAAACAACAAUCCUCUACGCCACAACACUAACUACCAGGGACAUCAAAGUCAACCAUCUCAACAGUUGAGUCCGGACUUGACGGAGGCUUUAAGGCUUCAGGAGCAGAGAUUGGAACAAGCCUUACGCUUGCACGGGAGCGAUCCCAGGUCGUUGGGCUUCUCUCUAGCAUCCCAACAACAAAAUCAACAACCAUGAAAUUUUAGCUAUUACUGAGCACAGUGAAUGUCGCAUACUUAAUAACAAUUCCAAAGCCAACUGUACAAAAUCACAUAGAGUGGAAGUCAAUAUUCAUGUGAAAAUAAUAGCUACUAAUUUGUGUCUUAUCUACGCAAUAGAGUAAGGGAACGAAAGAUAACAGUGGCGUACUGAAGGGUCAAAUAAUUUAUUAAAAAAAAUGAUAAUGGUCACAUGUCUAAAAUCGUCGAUGCAUAACUAAAUUUUAUAAGAAUACGAGAAUGUGGAAAGACCGUUGUACGCCACUGUUAAAUAUUUAAAAUUGGUCCAAAUUAUGGCAGUUCUCUAAGAUACUUAAAAUAUUACGUCCAUUUUUCAAAAUUAAGGAAAGUAAUUCCAAAAUAAAUCAGACGUUGGAUAAAUUAUUAGGGAAACAAUGGUUUGGUUAAAUAAAUAAUUAAAUAAACAAAAACACUUGAUUUGUGUACAGGAUCAUGCUAUAGAACUCGUUUAGUACUUUCACAAAAUUUCCAAUGUCAAAAACUAAAGCAAAAAAAGUUAAGUUGAAUUUGGGAAAUAAAAAUUAAUUAAUGAGUAACUGGACAUCCUGUAUAUAGAUAAACAGUCGUUUUUGCAUAAGUUACAUAGUUGUUUCGCCAUAAUGCAAAAAAAAAACUUAAAUAAAAUUAGAAAAUCACAAAGUUCGUGUGCCAAAACAAACAAAAAAGUAAAAAAACACAUUUAAUGUGCUCAGUUCCGAGGAUCAUGACUAAGCCAUGCAAGCAUGUAUAAAUACACUUUAAAAGUGUAAAACUAUUAAUUUAGAGAACAAAAUAAUUUGUACAGUUACGGUAAGUGUUAAAAAAGAAAAUUUAAUGUUAAGUAGAUAGAGAUUAUGCGUAUACAGGGCGUCCGACAAUCGCAUCAUUUUUACUGAAAUCCCUUACAGUUUAUUCAAGUACGAACAAAUAUCUUACAUAAAAGUCUUUCAGGUUAUUGCUCACAAUAUCAGUCUAUUACAAUAAAAGUCUCUUUAAAGAUGGCUCCUUUCCGGUUUUACCGGAAAUGUACAUUUCUCAAGUUUGGAAACAUAUUCUUCAUUAUACACUUGCAUUUUUUUAUUAUUACUCUGCGUUUAUUAACCAUGAAAAAAUAUAUAUAUUUAACAGGAAAUAAAUUAUUUCAUCUGAAAACAGUUGAGUGAGUGAGUGAGCAUUUCCGGUAAAACCAGAAGUCCGCCAUUUUUAAAAUAACAAUUUUGGAUAUUAGAAGCCAAAAAUCUGCAAGGUUUUUAUGCAAGGCAUUUGUUUCUAUCUGCAUCUUUAGGGAUUUCUGAAAGAAAUAUCCAUGCCGUGGUGAGACGCCCUGUAUAUUUUAUA
Messenger RNA from Agrilus planipennis (emerald ash borer), 4625 nucleotides. RefSeq names its product zinc finger protein 37. Gene Ontology annotation, biological process: regulation of transcription by RNA polymerase II. Bases 997 to 3267 code for a protein of 756 amino acids. NCBI's taxonomy places the organism in Eukaryota, Metazoa, Arthropoda, Insecta, Coleoptera, Buprestidae. The record is from RefSeq and is a predicted model, not a curated record. Gene Ontology annotation, molecular function: DNA-binding transcription factor activity, RNA polymerase II-specific; RNA polymerase II cis-regulatory region sequence-specific DNA binding. Gene Ontology annotation, cellular component: nucleus. The transcript has 11 exons.